Cercopithifilaria johnstoni is the source of this 2184-nucleotide messenger RNA. The record is from the annotation of a GenBank genome assembly. Lineage: Eukaryota; Metazoa; Nematoda; Chromadorea; Rhabditida; Onchocercidae.
AUGCAACAGGCGAGUGGAACGAUCGAGAAGGAAGUGACAGGAGGAGAGUUGGGGAGCAUGGUAAUGGAAGAGGAUUACCUUUACGAAACUAUGGAUCCAGCCGGUGGAGCACCUAUUGAACGGGGUCAAACAACUGCUGAUGAUGGUUAUAGUGAUGGGCCACCGGUUUGCGAAGUUUAUGAAACUAUCGAUGAAAGCAGCGGUAUUAAUCCUUCAUUAGAAAGCAGUGCGGGAUCGUAUGAUGCAUAUCGUCCUGGAUCAUCGUUCGCUACUCGUGCAACCCUUCCUCCACACGCUAAAGUGAUGAUGUUGAUGAAAUCAAACACACCGGGAGAGAAGCCAAGGCUGGUGAAACUGGAGCCUGUGGAAAAUCCCUCAAAACCUGAUUUUCGAUUUGCUUUUGAGACGCUGCGAAAAUGUGUGAAGAAAAGCACUCCACUACAGGUUCCACGUACUCGCAAACGACGAAUUAUUCAGCCUGUAAUGAAAAAAAAUAAGAGCGCUGUCAACCCUGGAGAAUCUAGACAAAUGAAUGCACGGAGCGGACGAAAAGACCUGAAGUCAGAACCUACUAGUGAUGAUGAAAGUAUUGAGAGUGAACGAAAUAGAAGGCCUAGACGUGCUCAUAAAGCUCCACAGCGAUAUGGAGAUUAUAUCGAUGAGACGAAUCAGGAUGCUGCACGCCUAAAUCUAGCUGAUAUUCAGGGUUUUGAACCAGAAGCCGAGGAGUCAGGACAAGGAGAAACAUCGCGAAGAAGCCAUUCAACUAACAUGCGAAAGAGAAGUUUUGAUGGAAAUUUGUCGGAAGGGCAGGAAGAAACAAAUGAAGAAGGUGAAGAUGAUAAUGAAAAUGAGUUCUUCGAAGACGAAGAGAUGGUUGAUGUAGAAGGACGUGAAGAAGAGGAAAGGCUUAAUGAAACUGCCGAGGAAAAUAUAAAGAAGGAUGGAAAUCAAAAAUCUGCAGGUGGGCAAAAAAGAAAGCUGCAAUGCGAUCGUUGUAAUCGUUACUUCGCUAAUCACAAUAGCAUGAAUGCUCAUCGUUUCAAAGUACAUCGAGUUGUCAUACGUGCUUCCGUCAAAUGUCCAGGUUGUGAGCAUCGUGCCACAACAAUCCAUACGUUGAAUGAGCAUGUGGCUGACGAACACGGUGUCAAACUGCAGUACGUCAAAAGAAAAUUCAAAAGCACUGGAGAAUUUCAGAAUUAUUUGGACGAUUUAGCUGUGACUCGAAAUAUGGGAUUUGUUUUGCAUAGGAAGUCAGAAAAUAAACGACAAUUAUAUUGCAAUCGUUCUGGAGCAAUAAGAGUCAGCAAAGGAGGUUCGUUGCGUAAUCGCCCCCGAAAAGGGACUGCCAAAAUUGGUGCAAUGUGUCCUGCUCAUUUGUUUUAUACAGAAUGUGACGAUGGGUCUAUCGAAGUAAACGGACAAUUGACCCAUUUUGGUCAUGCACUAGAUCCUAGGUUUGUUUUUCCAGCUACCAGUUCUGAGAAGGUAUCUGCGCGUGUUAGGCUUACACGCCCUAAAAGAGAUAUGCUGCGCAGAAGUGUUCCAGUGGAUCUCCAAGAUCAUAGCAAAAGCGCAGGAAGCGAUGAUGGUAGUUUCGUCAAUGUUGAUAAUGAUAAUACGAAUGGAUUUGAUGAAAGCAGAGGGCGUCACAGAGGGGAAAAUGAAAUUGUACUGGAACAGCGGUACGGGCCACUGCAUCCAAAUUCGGAUGAAAUUGAUAUAAGGAUGAAAAAUAUUGAUCGACUUUGUUCGUUUUUAUUUGACAAUGUGUCGGAGCAACUUUAUCGUUUGAAUGAUGAAACGAUGGAUAUGGUGUUGAGGGCACUUCGUACAACGCAGAAUUCAAUUUCAAAUUUGAAUAGUAUGAUGAUACAAAUUAAAGAGGGUGACCCUGAUGUUGUGCAAAAAUUUCAACGUCGUGGACCAGGCUCACGUUAUGCGCAGUGGUUGCCGUCGUUUGCAAAUAUGCCAGAGAGAGUACGCACAGAAUCGACAAGCAGUCGGCAGCAACGACGGCAGAUGUAUGACACAGAAGAUUACGAUGAAGAUACAGUAUAUUACAGACAUGUACCAUUGCGUACCACUGAUGAGUACGAAAAUGUUUACGUUGUGGACGAGGGUCAGGUUGAAACAGGUGGAGAAGUGGAAACAGGUGAAGAAUAUUACGAAACCUAUUGA